Messenger RNA from Penaeus indicus, 2999 nucleotides. RefSeq lists its product as uncharacterized. The transcript has 9 exons. NCBI's taxonomy places the organism in Eukaryota, Metazoa, Arthropoda, Malacostraca, Decapoda, Penaeidae. Gene Ontology annotation, cellular component: cytoplasm; nucleus. Gene Ontology annotation, molecular function: histone deacetylase binding. The record is from RefSeq and is a predicted model, not a curated record. The coding region runs from base 1 to 2829 and encodes 942 amino acids.
AUGGUCGAGAAACUACGGACGGUUGGUGUGGAUGGUGCACUUUUGACUCUCCUCAUGGGUUAUCACAGUGGAUGCUACUUACAGGAAGUCGACAAUGCAUACAAUCUGAUCGGUAACCAGGAGCUACUGAUGGACUCCUUGCUGGCUAAGCACAUGGGGAGCUCUAAAGUUAUGGCCAGCCCCAACCGAGCUUGCAAAUCAAACAUUAACAAGUUACGUAAUAUUGCCGUUUGUGGCAACAGUUGGGAAGUUCAGCUUAUCAGUUCAGUUUAUCGAUAUAUAAUGAGAGUAAUGGAGAGAACGGGUAAUAGAGGAGAUUCAGAGAUACACUCAUUCCACGACAUAAUCUUAUCUGCGUGGGAUUUGAUAGCCACAUCGGACGCUGUGACUCGAGCGCUGCACAGGCCUGUCUCUGGACGCACUUCCGACGGCAGCGUAACAGCACAGGGGCCAGCAGGGAAGCCACGAAGGAGAUUCAGAGAUACACUCAUUCCACGACAUAAUCUUAUCUGCGUGGGAUUUGAUAGCCACAUCGGACGCUGUGACUCGAGCGCUGCACAGGCCUGUCUCUGGACGCACUUCCGACGGCAGCGUAACAGCACAGGGGCCAGCAGGGAAGCCACGAAGAUCCGGAGAGAGACCACCAUGUCUGACAUACUGAAGAAUUUCAUGGGCCAGUGGACCCUCAAUGAUAUGGGGGCGCUGAAUACUGCCUUCGAGGGAGACUUCCGAGAGAGGGACAUGUUCAACCACAUGUGGCGCAUGCCGGCGGCCCACGAAUACCUAUCGCCGCCCUUGGUCGUGCCCGUGAAGUCCGAGGUCGAGGCCGACAGGCUUCGCAAUGAGGGGAACGUAAACUUCGUGAAGAAAAGGCUCGAAUACUCAAUGCAACUCUUCAAUGAAAGUAUUUGCGCGGCUCCUCAUCCGCCUUUGCGCAAGGAAGAUGGAUUUUGCGAAGUCGCCAAGGAAGGAGAAAUCCCCGUGAUCCAGUCUUUGAUGAAGGACGAGCAAACUCCAGAACAAACAGAGCCCGUGGAAAUAGAACCCACUGUCCUGCCGGCGACAGACAAGAGCGAUCCCGGCCAAUCUCCACUGGCUGAGGAGCAAGACAUUCCGAGAGAACAACAAAAGGAACGGCCCAAGGAAGGGGCAUCCGAUAACACAGAGAAUCCAAAAAGCCAAGCAACAGAGCCAUACUUGGCUUUAGCACGAGGCUAUGGAAACAGGUCGGCCGUUUUCUUUCACUUGGGGCGCUACCACGAGAGUGUGAGGGACAUGGAGAGGGCCCUCAGAUACAGCCAAGAGGAAUCCUUCAAGAAAAAGCUGUUGGCGAGGAAAGCUCAGUGUCUGGAAGCCAUCCAGGAGGGGGCAAUAAGGGAAGUCGUCAAGAAACCUUCCAUACCUCCGAAGUUAGAGAGCCAUAACCCCGCCCAUCCCUCCUUGAGCAAAUGCGUUCGGGUGGAGGAUUCGUCUGCCAAGGGACGCCAUCUUGUGGCUGAGCGCGACAUUCGUCCUGGUGAGCUCCUGAUGGUGGAGGAGGGACACUGGGACACUCUCUCGGCUGACUACCGCUCUACCCACUGCGCCUUCUGCUUCUCCUUCUGCCUCGCCCCCGUCCCCUGUCCCUCCUGCCGGCUGGUGAUCUUCUGCGGCGAGGACUGCCGCGCGCGCGCCCUGGCGGAGUUCCACGCGCGCGAGUGCCCUUUGCUGCCCAGCCUCAUGGCCCUGGAGCUCGACCCGCCGGUCCUUCUAGCGGUUAGGAUCGUGCUGAAGGCGUCCUACGCCACGCUCAAGGAGGUCAUGCCGCGGCUGCUAAGAGAAAUGGACGAAGGAAAACGGGGAGGAGGAGGAGGAGGCGAACAGGGAGUGUUCGAUCCCUCGGACUUCCGGAACCUCAUCCUGUGCGACUCGAGGAAGUUGAAGCCGAAGCCAGAGCACUAUCUCGCGUACUGCACGUUAUCUCUGGUGUUGACUAAGCUCCUGGAGGAGAGCGGGAGGUUCUUCGUGGACCGAGACGACCAGGCCCUACAGCCUUCCCAGGACGACCUGCGGAUGACCGGCAUGACCAUCUUCCUUGUCACGAUGACUGUCUUCACGCUCUCGAACUCCAUCCCUUAUCUGGAAAAGCUGCACGGCGGGGCGAUGCUCGGCAAGAGGUUCUCCAGCGGCAUCUGGCCGACCGUGUGCCUCGCCCAGAAGUCCUGCUGCCCGUCUGCUACGCUCUACAUGUGCGGCUCGGCCAUGGUGAUGCGCUCGAUCGGGCCCAUCCCCGCUGGCCGCAGUAUAACCACUCUCGGCACACUUCACUUCUCGAAGAGUCCGCCGGCGGUGAGGAGGGAGGUGAACGCAGGAGCCGGCAUCCAGUGCAGCUGCGUGGCGUGCCUGGAGGAUUGGCCGAUCUACCAGGAGCUCCAGACCGAGACUCGCCUCAAGUGCCCCAAGUGCUCCCACCCCCUGACUCGCAGUGCCGAGGGGCGGGUCCAGUGCCUCCACCACGAGGUCAGCCCCGCGUCCCGAGGCGCUGAGGCUCAGAGCUCCUGUUGGGCGGCGGCGACUCGGCGCGUGAGCAGGUUCCUCGGCAGGCAACAGAAGGCCGAAGUGGGCGAAGACAUGGACGGAAUGAAAGACCUGUACGCCACGAUCGAUAGGUUUGUGCAGAGAAGGAGUUUCUUGAAGAUCGGCGAAGAAACAGACGAGGAGAGAGAGUUAAUAAUUGAGGUCACGGAGAUCCUGGACAAGCAUGGAGUCCUGCCGUGCAAGUUGCACUGUGACAUCCAGGAUAUUUUAACCGGGUGUUUUGCAAUUCGGGAUCGCAGCAUCACCAGUUAGCUCUCGCCACUUACCUGUAGGUUAUUUUGUGCAUGAGUGUGUGUGUGAAUAUACAUAUAAAUAUAUAUAUAUAUAUAUAUAUAUAUAUAUAUAUAUAUAUAUAUAUAUAUAUAUAUAUAUAUAUAUAUAUUUAUUUAUUUAUUUAUCUAUUUGUGUGCACAAAGACACAC